AUGAAGAUUCAUCUCUUUUUCUUUAUUCUGCUCUUGUGGGUGACAAUUUUAACAGCCAAAAGGUGGCUUCCUGAGUAUGGUAGCUUGGAUUUGAGGACUGCGUGCAGACUGGGUAAAGGUCACUGUAAAACCCAGUGCACUGCAAAUGAACAUAGAAUUGCUUUCUGCAUAAGACCUGGAAGUCACUGCUGCAUCUAG
This is a messenger RNA of Cricetulus griseus (Chinese hamster), 198 nucleotides long. NCBI's taxonomy places the organism in Eukaryota, Metazoa, Chordata, Mammalia, Rodentia, Cricetidae. The record is from RefSeq and is a predicted model, not a curated record.